Messenger RNA from Culex pipiens pallens (northern house mosquito), 2733 nucleotides. RefSeq lists its product as uncharacterized. The record is from RefSeq and is a predicted model, not a curated record. NCBI's taxonomy places the organism in Eukaryota, Metazoa, Arthropoda, Insecta, Diptera, Culicidae. Bases 404 to 1681 code for a protein of 425 amino acids. The transcript is spliced from 2 exons.
UCAUAUCUACAAAACGGCUUUUCAAGCUUGCAAAAAUAUUGUGUGUUUUUAGAGGAAUCGACGAAAUAAAAGCGUAACACCACCGCGUAAAAAGAGGUUUCAUUGUACUGUUUAAAACUGAAACUGUGAACAAAAAACAUCGAGUCAUCCCCUCUUCAAUAUAUUGAAAUGACCGUUAAAUUGCUAAUCUCAAGUUUAUUUUCGCUUGCUGCUGAAUAAAAGUGAAUCAAACAUUUCCGAGAAUAUUUCAGCAUCUCUCGUAGUAAUGGUCAACGAUUUCAUUCACUAACAAUUUUUCACACGCUGUUGACGUCCGCGUAAGAUUCGUGCUGACUGAUAUAUACUACGAGGGUAGUCCACUGAAGCGCCAGUACAAGUUGGGCGUUCGUAAAACUCACACAGAAUGAGCAGCUCGAAACAGGCAAACCACGUCAACGAUGACGUCAACUUUGAUUAUAAGCUGUGGAACCAACGCAAGGCCACGUUUGAGGAUUCACUAAUAAAGAAUUUGAAAUCAUCGAUUUCAAGUGGAUCAGUUCCAAGUUUUGUGAAUUACAUAGCAGAUGGCGUGAAUGAAUUGGAAGCCUUAUAUUCAGUGUUACCAGGUGGUUCAAAUGGCGAUGAGUCGCAGCUACAUCGGAACAAAAAACUUCGGACAUUUUUCGGUGAAAUGUGUAAAACAGAUGUCGAGGGCGGUUUUUUGGUGGAAUUUUUAGUGCAAAUACCAGUGUCGAACGAGUCAAUUCCCCAGUUGGCCAACCAGUAUCCGCUUCACAUUGCGAUAGGAGCGGGAGCAUUCACAAAUGUCGAAACGUUGCUGAACCUGCCGAACACCAACGCGAACGUUCUGUGGAAGAAGCAAACUCCACUGAUGUUGCUGUUCAAAGUUACCAAAGCGGAAAACUUUCCACUUGUCAUGAAACUGGUUUAUCUUUUGGCAAGCAAACAAGCUGAUAUCAACAUUGGGGACUAUACGAAGCAUCCGCUGUCGGUGGUUUGCGGUCUGACCACGAUCACCGAUGCGCAGAAGCACGAACUGCUGACAUUGUGCUUCGAACUGUUCAAAUGCGACGUGGACAGUUUCUUCAAUGGGCAAGCUAGACGCGAUGUAACGGCGUUACUUCCAGACUUCGUGUUUGAAGCAAAGCGCGCCGAAAUUUCGCUAGAAAUGAUGAAGUCUCUGCUGCUAGCCGGAAUCGAAGACAUGUUCAUCGAUGAACUCGACGAGUUCAUCCAGACCAGAAGAAACUCAACGAACGAGCUCGCUGAACUGCUUAUGCUAGCCUCGUCCAAAGGCAGAAGUCAAGGGGUGGAGGCAAUUCUCAGCAAAUCAGCCAACAAUGAGGAAUUAAUCAAACAGAUCGAUAAACUUUCCAAGGUCCUCAAGAUAGUGUGCUCCAAAGGCUACCCGCAAGUGCUGGAGCUGUUCCUCCUGUACAUCAGCCAACCAGCGGUGUUCAACGAACGUCCACUGGCGUUGACCUGUGUGCAGCGGCUGUACCGGGCUCGAACUGCCGAACUGGAGGAAUGCCUCGGGAUGCUGCUGGUGGAUCCCAGAGUGUCGAUCGAGCUGUGCGAUCACCUGGGACGGACGGCGCUCAACUUUGCCCGCCAGCACGAGAUGAACCAGGAAGUGUUUUCCAUAGUCGACAAUGAAGCUAAAAGUCUGAUUAGAGAGUAGGAUGAAUUUACACAUUGCGGAGCUGAAACUAAAUCUUUUAAAACAAGAAGCCGAUUGUUAAUUUAUAUAGCUGUGAUACUUUGUGUUCAUUUCAAUUGAUUAUAAUAAGUUUUCAAAAUCAUAAACCAAUAGAUAAUAAACCAUUGUAAUGUAAAAACAAUCUCAUGAAGCAGAAGUGAGGUUUCAUUUACUUUAUAUUUAAAAAAACAAUUACUUAAAAAUUUUAAGCAGCAGAUCAUUUAAAAUCCCUUGUUAAAAGACUCUCCCAACAAUGUUUUUACAAGCAAAAUUUAAUCAUGAUUUUUCUUUUUUAUCAUAUCUUAAAAGUCUCUUUGUGGUUUAAUUUUCUAAAAUUAAUAUAUUUAAAUUAAAAAUGAAAACAUCUGGCGUCUUUUAAAAAGCAAAGAUGACAAAUUGUAAAAAUGUUAAAUAGCAUUUUGACCCAUUUUUAGAACAUAUUUAUAAUUAAUCGAUAGUAAAUUGAGUGUUAUGUCGUAAAAAAUAUUGAAUAAUACUAAUCAAUUUUUCGGCACUGCUAAUGACCGAUUCUUCGGCUCCUUUUCAAAAAAUUCCCAAGUUUUUUUCAGCGUUUUGGCUGUAGUGGCACAAUUAAAGGAGAAACCCCCCAAUGUUAUCACAUAUUUGAAAAGAUAAUCGAUUUUCCAACAUAGAAAUGACCUGCGUAAUGAACAAUAUUAUACCUGUACUUCUCCUGAAAUGAAAAUGUAGCGUGACGGGACAACAUCGUAAAACUGGAAUUUUAAAAGGCACACCAAAAAAAUCGACACAGUUUUGCCAGAUUGAUUUUUUAAAACUUUUGCUCUUCUACACAUUAUUACAAAUUGAAAAACGAAUCUUUUGCUCCUUGAACUGAAAGAUUUGGUUGAAAUUUGAGUUUUUGCCAGCCAUUUCUUUUCGUGACGGGACAACGAAAGGAGCAGUUUUAUGAAAAAAACUCCUCUUCCAUUCAAUGACUUGGAGACCUUAUUUGGUCAAUAUUUUUGGCAUUUCAGAUAAGAAAACGCAUUUAAAGCACAUUGCAAUUAUUAGAU